AUGAAAACUUUACUUUUUGCAAUUUUACUUUUUGAGCAGAUUUUGGCGGGCAGCGAAAAAUGGAAGCGAGUUCCGAAUACAGAAAUUGAAGUCAUGGAUUUCGACGGUCUUUAUGGAAAGAGAAAGGCCUGUGGAAUUAAUCCUGUAAAGAAAACCCCUCCCUUAUUUGCCGGUGAAAUGCGCCAAGUUCAUUGUCACAUCUAUUUCUGUCGCCAGUCGGAUUUUGAAGAUAAGCUGGAAAAAUGGAAAUGCACGAGUUGUGCGGAAAAUACUCCUGAAUGCAAGGACUAUCAGCUCCGGCGUCAGCGCCGAAAUCUUUCCAACUCAUCCCAAGCCGAUGAUCCACGAGACCGCCGUCACAUCGCCCGUCGUUCGCGAAAACUAGAAUACCGUCGGAUGAAGCGUCUGGCGCUGAAAAAGAAACGCACUGAAGAGCGCGAUGCGAUAAAGCGAAAACGUGCCGAAGAACGGGCUGCGCGACGACGUCAGAAGAAAAUCCUACGGUCUGGCAAGAAAAAAUCAGCCACACAAGAAGCUUGA
Messenger RNA from Oikopleura dioica, 540 nucleotides. Lineage: Eukaryota; Metazoa; Chordata; Appendicularia; Copelata; Oikopleuridae. The record is from the annotation of a GenBank genome assembly.